This is a messenger RNA of Ceratosolen solmsi marchali, 1037 nucleotides long. Its product is annotated as neuropeptides capa receptor. Gene Ontology annotation, molecular function: neuromedin U receptor activity. The transcript has 5 exons. The record is from RefSeq and is a predicted model, not a curated record. Gene Ontology annotation, cellular component: plasma membrane. NCBI's taxonomy places the organism in Eukaryota, Metazoa, Arthropoda, Insecta, Hymenoptera, Agaonidae. The annotation marks the transcript as partial. Gene Ontology annotation, biological process: neuropeptide signaling pathway.
UAUUCGGCCUGCAUUGUUAAAUAUAAUUUUAAUUGAUUAUGGCGUCAUCCAAUCUAACCGAGAUUGAAUAUCUCAAUUAUAUUUUGGGCCCACGAUAUUUACCACUAGAUGUCACAGUUCCAUUAACAUUAGUUUAUUUAAUUAUUUUUAUUUGUGGUAUUUUUGGAAACAUAAUAACUUGUAUAGUUAUAAUUAAAAAUGCAUCUAUGCAAAACGCUACGAAUUUCUACCUUUUUAGUCUUGCUGUAUCCGAUCUUAUGUUACUUAUUUUAGGAUUACCAAAUGAAUUAAGCGUAUUUUGGCAACAAUAUCCAUGGAUAUUAGGACUUGGCCUAUGCAAAAUAAGAGCUUAUACAUCAGAAAUGUCGUCAUAUGUAUCAGUUCUUACAAUUAUGAUGUUCUCUGUAGAAAGAUAUUUAGCAGUUUGCAAACCGCUACAUUUCAAUGCAAUGAGCGGCUUAAGAAGACCCGUGUGCUUUAUUUUAGCUGCAUGGAUUAUCGCUUUAAUGUGCGCAUUACCAUUCGCCGUAUAUACAACUAUUAACUAUGUAGAAUAUCCUCCAGGUUCUGGAAAUCAUUCCAUAGAUUCUGCUAUUUGCGCUAUGUUACUAAUUCAUAUGCCUAAUUUUCCUUUAUAUGAAUUAAGCAGUAUGGUGUUUUUUUUUGUACCAAUGCUAGUUAUUGUAAUUUUAUAUAUAAAAAUGGGAGUAAAAAUACGAAACAGUUAUAAGCUAACAAAAAAAAUUAAUAUUACUUUAUUUCAUAAAGAAACGCAAUACAUGAGAUCAAGAAAAGGAGUUAUUAAAAUGUUAAGUGCAGUAGUAUUCGCAUUUUUUAUAUGUUGGGCACCAUUUCAUACUCAAAGGUUACUUUAUAUAUAUGGGCAAGAUACAGAUUAUUAUCCUGAUAUGAAUGAAUGGCUAUACAUUUUUAGUGGAUGCUUUUAUUAUUUAAGUACAGCUGUAAAUCCAAUACUUUAUAAUUUUAUGAGUAGUAGAUAUCGUAAAGCUUACAAGCAAAUAUUAAAGUUUCAUAAA